CUCUCAAUUACGGGAGUCUUGAAGUCGGUAAACCAAUUUCUCAAUAUCCGUUUAGACUUGAUCAAUGUACUAGACGAGUCGAGACACCCGCACAUGAUGAUGGUGAAAAACUGCUUUAUCCGUGGUUCCGUUGUGAGGUAUGUGCAGCUCCUUGCAGAACACGUCGAUACUCAGUUGCUGGAGGACGCGACGCGACGGGGUAUG
Messenger RNA from Suillus plorans, 204 nucleotides. Its product is annotated as small nuclear ribonucleoprotein LSM2. Gene Ontology annotation, biological process: mRNA splicing, via spliceosome. Gene Ontology annotation, molecular function: RNA binding. Gene Ontology annotation, cellular component: U6 snRNP; catalytic step 2 spliceosome; Lsm1-7-Pat1 complex. The transcript has 3 exons. Lineage: Eukaryota; Fungi; Basidiomycota; Agaricomycetes; Boletales; Suillaceae. The record is from RefSeq and is a predicted model, not a curated record. The annotation marks the transcript as partial.